AUGGCGCCAUAUCAAGCAUUCUAUGCACAAAAGUGUCGUAUGCCAUAUUGUUGGCUUGAAGAUGGAGAGAAACAAUUUAUAAGUCAUGAGAUUGUCCAUAAGGCCACCGAGAAAUUGAAAGUAAUCAGAGAAAGAAUGUUAGUAGCUCAAAAUCAUCAAAAGAGCUAUACAGAAAAAAAGAGACAGCCAAUUAUUUUUGAACUUGGAGACCAAGUGUUACUUAAAGUCUCUCCAUGGAAGGGACUUAUUAGAUUUGGGAAGCGAAGGAAGUUGAUUCCAAGCUUCAUUGUUCCAUUCAAAAUACUUCGGAGAAUUGGAAACCAAGCUUACAAGCUAGAUUUGCCAAAGGAACUGGAAGGUAUUCAUAACACCUUUCAUGUUUGCUACUUGAGGAAAUUUAUAGGAGAAGUUAUUGAUAUGAUUCUACUUUCAGAGUUAAGAAUCGAUGAGAACAAAAGGUUGAUUGAAGAACCCGAAGCGAUUGUUGACCGAAAGAGGAAGAAGUUACGACGUAAGACAGUCGAAUUGGUGCUUGUGCAAUGGAAACAUAUGGUUGGGUAG
Lactuca sativa (garden lettuce) is the source of this 561-nucleotide messenger RNA. RefSeq lists its product as uncharacterized. NCBI's taxonomy places the organism in Eukaryota, Viridiplantae, Streptophyta, Magnoliopsida, Asterales, Asteraceae. The record is from RefSeq and is a predicted model, not a curated record.